CUUCGAUUUUGGUAUAGUAUUAACUCUUUAGCACAUAGGUAGCCCUCCAAAAAAAUCAUCCAUUUUUCUAAAUUAUGGAAAUUUUGUGGAAGACGUUGACCUGGAUUUUGGGCCUUAUCAUGGCUUCAUCGGAAUUUCUUAGUGACCACAGACUUUCAUACAGUUCUCAAGAGGAAUUCCUGACUUAUCUUGAACACUACCAGCUAACUAUUCCAAUAAGGGUUGAUCAAAAUGGAGCUUUUCUCAGCUUUACUGUGAAAAAUGAUAAACAUUCAAGGAGAAGACGGAGUAUGGACCCUGUCGAUCCACAGCAGGCAGUGUCUAAGUUAUUUUUUAAACUUUCAGCCUAUGGCAAGCACUUUCACCUAAACUUGACUCUCAAUACAAAUUUUGUGACAAAACAUUUUACGGUAGAAUAUUGGGGGAAAGAUGGACCCGAGUGGAAACAUGACUUUUUAGACAACUGUCAUUACACAGGAUACUUGCAAGAUCAACGUAGUACAACCAAAGUGGCUUUAAGCAACUGUGUUGGGUUGCAUGGUAUUAUUGCUACAGAGGAUGAAGAAUAUUUUAUUGAACCUUUAAAUAAUACUACAGAGGAUUCCAAGCAUUUUAGUUAUGAAAAUGGCCAUCCUCAUGUUAUUUACAAAAAGUCUACCCUUCAACAACGACAUCUCUAUCAUCACUCUCAUUGUGGGGUUUCAGACCUUCCAAGAAGUGACAAACCUUGGUGGCUGAAUGACACAUCAUCUGCAUUUCCUUCUUUGCUACCAAUUAAUGAUACACAAAUCCACCACAGACAGAAGAGAUCAGUGAGCACUGAACGGUUUGUGGAGACAUUGGUAGUGGCAGACAAAAUGAUGGUGGGCUACCAUGGCCGCAAAGACAUUGAGCAUUACGUUUUGAGUGUGAUGAAUAUUGUUGCCAAACUUUACCGUGAUUCCAGCCUAGGAAACGUUGUGAAUAUUAUAGUGGCCCGCUUAAUUGUUCUCACAGAAGAUCAGCCAAACUUGGAGAUAAACCACCAUGCAGACAAGUCUCUCGAUAGCUUCUGUAAAUGGCAGAAAUCCAUUCUCUCUCACCAAAGUGAUGGAAACACCAUUCCAGAAAAUGGGAUUGCCCACCACGAUAAUGCAGUUCUUAUUACUAGAUAUGAUAUCUGCACUUAUAAAAAUAAGCCCUGUGGAACACUGGGCUUGGCCUCUGUAGCUGGAAUGUGUGAACCUGAAAGGAGCUGCAGCAUUAAUGAAGACAUUGGCUUGGGUUCAGCUUUUACCAUUGCGCAUGAGAUUGGUCACAAUUUUGGUAUGAACCAUGAUGGAAUUGGAAAUUCUUGUGGGACUAAAGGUCAUGAAGCAGCAAAACUUAUGGCAGCUCACAUUACUUCAAAUACCAAUCCUUUUUCCUGGUCUGCCUGCAGUCGAGACUAUAUCACCAGCUUUCUAGAUUCAGGCCGUGGUACUUGCCUUGAUAAUGAGCCUCCCAAGCGUGACUUUCUUUAUCCAGCUGUGGCCCCAGGUCAGGUGUAUGAUGCUGAUGAGCAAUGUCGUUUCCAGUAUGGAGCAACAUCCCGCCAAUGUAAAUAUGGGGAAGUGUGUAGAGAGCUGUGGUGCCUCAGCAAAAGCAACCGCUGUGUCACCAACAGUAUUCCAGCAGCUGAGGGGACACUAUGUCAAACUGGGAAUAUUGAAAAGGGGUGGUGUUAUCAGGGAGAUUGUGUUCCAUUUGGCACUUGGCCCCAGAGCAUAGAUGGGGGCUGGGGUCCCUGGUCACUAUGGGGAGAGUGCAGCAGGACCUGCGGGGGAGGCGUCUCCUCAUCCCUAAGACACUGUGACAGUCCAGCACCUUCAGGUGGUGGAAAAUACUGCCUUGGGGAAAGGAAACGCUAUCGCUCCUGUAACACAGACCCAUGUCCUUUGGGUGCCCGAGAUUUUCGAGAGAAACAGUGUGCAGAUUUUGACAAUAUGCCUUUCCGAGGAAAAUAUUAUAACUGGAAACCCUAUACUGGAGGUGGAGUAAAACCUUGUGCAUUAAACUGCUUGGCUGAAGGUUACAAUUUCUACACUGAACGUGCCCCUGCUGUGAUUGAUGGGACCCAGUGCAAUGCUGAUUCACUGGAUAUCUGUAUCAAUGGAGAAUGCAAGCAUGUAGGUUGUGAUAACAUUUUGGGAUCUGAUGCAAGGGAAGAUAGAUGUAGAGUCUGUGGAGGAGAUGGAAGCACAUGUGAUGCUAUUGAGGGAUUCUUCAAUGAUUCAUUGCCAAGAGGAGGAUACAUGGAAGUGGUACAGAUACCAAGAGGCUCUGUUCACAUUGAAGUCAGAGAAGUUGCCAUGUCAAAGAACUAUAUUGCUUUAAAAUCUGAAGGGGAUGAUUACUAUAUUAAUGGUGCCUGGACUAUUGAUUGGCCUAGAAAGUUUGAUGUUGCUGGGACAGCUUUUCACUACAAGAGACCAACGGAUGAACCAGAAUCCUUGGAAGCUCUAGGUCCCACCUCAGAAAAUCUCAUUGUAAUGGUUCUCCUCCAGGAACAGAAUUUGGGAAUUCGGUAUAAGUUCAAUGUUCCUAUCACCCGGACUGGCAGUGGCGAUAAUGAAGUGGGCUUUACAUGGAAUCAUCACCCUUGGUCAGAAUGCUCAGCUACUUGUGCUGGAGGUGUCCAGAGACAGGAGGUGGUCUGUAAAAGGUUGGAUGACAACUCCAUUGUCAAGAACAGUUAUUGUGAUCCUGACAGUAAACCACCUGAAAAUCAAAGAGCCUGCAAUACUGAGCCCUGCCCCCCCGAGUGGUUCAUUGGGGAUUGGUUGGAGUGCAGCAAGACUUGUGAUGGUGGGAUGCGCACAAGGGCAGUGCUCUGCAUCAGGAAAAUUGGACCUUCUGAGGAGGAAACACUGGACUACAAUGGUUGUUUAACACACCGACCUAUCGAAAAAGAGCCCUGCAACAACCAGUCAUGUCCACCUCAGUGGGUGGCUUUGGACUGGUCUGAAUGUACUCCAAAAUGUGGUCCAGGAUACAAGCAUCGGAUUGUUCUGUGCAAGAGCAGUGACCUUUCUAAAACAUUUCCAUCUGCACAAUGUCCAGAGGAGAACAAACCUCCUGUCCGCAUCCGCUGCAGCUUGGGGCGCUGCCCACCUCCUCGCUGGGUGACAGGAGACUGGGGCCAGUGUUCUGCUCAGUGUGGCCUUGGCCAGCAAAUGAGAACUGUACAGUGUCUCUCCUAUACUGGACAGACAUCCAGUGAAUGUCCAGAAACUGUUCGGCCACUGUCAAUGCAGCAGUGUGAAAGCAAAUGUGACAGCUUCCCCAUCUCCAACACCGAAGAGUGCAAAGAUGUGAACAAAGUGGCUUAUUGCCCACUGGUGCUGAAGUUCAAGUUCUGCAGUCGAGCAUACUUCAGACAGAUGUGUUGUAAAACCUGCCAAGGACACUGACCCAUGGAAAGCCAGAGAGAGAACCUUGUCAUUUCAUCAUGGAAAUGCGUCCAUCAAUGAGAGCCACCCAGAGGAAGAGGAUUGAUGUCCUUGCAAAAGCAUUACCCUGUGGAAAACGUAACCACUGGUCAGCCCUAGCUGACAGGAUUUCAAUAUUAUUUUAACUUCUGUGAAGUGGGAUUAAUUGAUCCAAAGUGCUGGACACGGUAUUAGGAGAGAAUGCCAGAUUGGAGAGAUCCAAACAACACAAGGAGACUUGCUUACUGUGGAACGUUUGUGUUCUUUCGAGUAAAUCCAAUAGCCUGUUUACCUCCUUGGACCAUUAAGAUAAUUUUUAUUAUGGACUUAGCAAUGACACUGAAUCAAUUUGUAUUUAAAACUGUUUAAAAUGUAGCUGUUAUGACUUGGUCAACUAUAGAAGUAAAGAAGAUUCAGAAUUCUUAAGUCAUAGCUUAAAAAUAUUUACUAUACUUUAUCUCACUAAACAGCACCACAAUUUAAAUUAUAAACUGGGCUUUGAACUGUAAUUUAAGAGCAAUUUUAAAUUAAAAGUAAUGAAAGUUUGUAUUAUUUUUCUUCAUUCCACUUAAUUGCCUUAGGAAUAAUCCCCCUGUUCUGAACACUGCUGUGAGCCAUAUAUAAAACUAUAUUAAACUGAACAAUGAGGGACUUAGUUUAAAGCAGUGCAUCAGUUACUGCAGCUGUGCAAGACUAUAAAUUCAAUGCUGAAAGACUGUGGCCAACUUGCCAUUGUGCAAGUGAAGCUGAGAUUUCCAUUAAAACUUUAAGAGAAAAACAUUUCAAUUUCAUGCAGAAGCCAGACCUGGGAUAUGGUAAAGACUAAAGUACCAGGCUCUUUGCUAUCACACAGAAUGCCUUCUUCUUAUUUGAGUUACACUAACUCAGUUGUGUUUUACAUCCUCACCAGCCACAGAACAGUUUCUGCCCUGUUAGAUUGUUGCACGCAUGUUGAGCUUACUGAGUUGAUGCCAUGCAAAAGAUAGACUGGCUCGGAACAACAAGGCAGACCCUUUUGCAAUUUGCUGACAAUUACAAUGGGUUCUAGAUGUCCCUUCUGUGAUAUGGUAGAAGGGCACUUAUUUAUAUGACAGCAAGUAUGUGUGUGUAUGUGUGUGUAUGUGUGCACACUGAUGCUUUUGAAUAUAUGGAUAGAUGAGUGUGCUUGCACAUAAAUGUGUUAUUUCUAUGAGUUUUAAAGUAGACAAGGGAUAACAACCAAAGAAGAAAAACUCACAAAGACUAGAGAUCAUAAAACAUAAUUUUAAUAGUCACUUAACCAAUUAGUUUGUAUUUUUAUGGAUACUCUAAAUGGAGAUUAAAUGUGAAACCAUGUCUGAGGCAAGUCAAACUCUAGAAUAGCAUCCACCUAAAUUAAAGUGACUAGCUUAUAUCUUCAAAUCUCACACUCUGUUCAUCAGAAGACUCAACAGCUAGAUUUUUUUCAAGAGAGUACUUAUUAAUAUUAAUAUUUUUUACUUGAACACUUAUAGCUUGUAGCAGGUUCUCAAUGAAUAUGCCUUGUGUCCAAUACUCCUCCUAUAUUGUACAUGUGUGUACACCAUGGGUACACCAGAACCUAAAACUCUAAAUGGCUAUUUUGUAAAGAUAAUAUUUGCAGUUAAAGGGCAUGUUUCACUUAUAUCCAUCACUGUGCUCUGAAACUACACAUCUGUAUGUCACAAAUACCAUGAUCUUAGGUUAUUGAUUUUUUUUUUCUGAAAGGAAGAGAGAACCUAAACUUCUGAGUUUGUUAUGGACAGUUGGCACAGGGUUUUCUGCAUACUCAGUCAUGACCAUCCUUAAUUCAUUACCAGCUUCUCUAAGUCCCACCUUUCUCAUCCCUGAGUUUGCUAGAGAGUCCUAUUGAUGACACAAGAGAUAUUGCCAAGUCCACACCUAUUCUGCCCAUAGAUGAUCAAGUGCCACUUUGGCUUUUCAUUGAAGGAAAAUAGCCAUGAGCAGCAUGGCCCUGACAAGGAAUUCCUUUGUUCUUUUUUUUUUUUUUUUUUAAAAAGGUAACUUGGUGCUACUGUGCCCUGGUGAAAUAAACAAAAACUGGGUGGUUUCUAUGCUACCUGUAUCUUUCAACAGCACAAAUAUCAAUUCAUGUUUCUAUUUCAAAAAGAUCUCUUACAUUACUGACUAAAGGCUCUAUUUUACCUCACCUGGAAAAUACCAUUGCAAUGACCAUACCCCUGGGCACUGCAGUACCUCAACUGGUGCUAGAAGAGGCUUGCCUCUGAGACGUGCAACAGCACUGAGGGCAGCUUGCUUCCUGGAAAGCCAUUGGAUCACCUUUCAGGAGGGAAAGAAGCACAGAAUAUAACAGGAUUAAACAUUUUCAGGUAGAUCCUGAAUUUAAACCUCAGCAGGUUAAAAACUAUGUUCCACAGCAUGUUACAAUACUGCUAUUGCUAUGUAGCUACUCACAUGGCUACAUGAAGCUUUGUUCCUAAGUAACAACAGAAUUGUCAGUGGAGUCUAGACCACUGUGGCAGGCACUGAAAAAGUAGUGAGCUAUCUGACACUUAGGAAACCCCAAGGAAAAUGGUAUCUUGCAGCUGGGAACAGGGUCUGCCACUGAUAUAUAGGUCAGAACUACCAAAAAAGAAAAGGUAAAUACACCCAAAUGAUCAAACCCCUGGAGAUACAUAGGGCUUUCUAACCGUUCAUUUCAUUAGGAACAUUUUUUAUUUGAGUGAAUGUCAUGUAGGUAUCCUUAAUAAUACAGAACAAAAUUACCUUUGUAUUAUUGUGAUUAGUUGUUGCUUAUUAUUUUAUACUCAGUAUUAAUGUGGUACACUGUUACUGCUUUUGCUUUUGUAAAUUAUAUUCUAAUUUAUUGCCAUGUUUCCUAACACUUGUCCUCCUUUCAUUCUCCUGCUUGUGAUGAAAAUGAAAGUCAUUGUAACACUUGAUGGAGUGAAAUUCCACACCAG
This is a messenger RNA of Heterocephalus glaber (naked mole-rat), 6391 nucleotides long. The record is from RefSeq and is a predicted model, not a curated record. Lineage: Eukaryota; Metazoa; Chordata; Mammalia; Rodentia; Bathyergidae.